AUGGCCGUGUCCGUGGCCACCAAGACGGCGUGGAAGCUGCAAGAGAUCACAGCUCACAGCAGCAAUGUGUCCUCGCUAGUCCUGGGGAAGAGUUCAGGCCGGCUACUGGCAACCGGAGGAGAUGACUGUCGGGUCAACAUAUGGUCGGUUAACAAGCCCAACUGCAUCAUGAGCUUGACAGGCCAUACAACCCCCAUCGAGAGCCUGCAGAUCAACACAAAUGAGGAGCUCAUAGUCGCAGGGUCCCAGUCGGGCUCCAUUCGAGUUUGGGAUCUGGAAGCUGCCAAAAUUCUUCGGACAUUGCUGGGUCACAAGGCCAAUAUCUGCAGCCUCGAUUUCCAUCCUUUUGGAAGCUUUGUGGCAUCUGGUUCUUUGGACACAAACAUUAAGCUCUGGGAUGUAAGAAGAAAAGGCUGCGUCUUCAGAUACAAGGGUCACACACAAGCUGUUAGGUGUCUCCGGUUUAGCCCUGAUGGGAAAUGGUUAGCCUCUGCUGCUGAUGAUCACACUGUAAAGCUGUGGGAUCUGGCUGCUGGGAAGAUAAUGUCUGAAUUUACAGGACAUACUGGCCCAGUAAAUGUCGUUGAAUUUCAUCCCAACGAAUACCUUUUGGCUUCUGGCAGCUCUGACAGGACUGUCCGAUUCUGGGACUUGGAGAAGUUUCAAGUUGUGAGCUGUAUUGAAGAGGAGGCCACACCAGUCAGGUGUGUGCUCUUCAACCCAGAUGGCUGCUGCUUGUAUAGUGGCUUCCAGGAUUCGCUGCGUGUGUACGGCUGGGAGCCAGAACGCUGUUUUGAUGUGGUCUUGGUGAACUGGGGAAAAGUAGCUGACUUAUCUAUCUGCAACAACCAGCUGAUAGGAGUUUCCUUUGCACAAAGCACAGUCUCCUCUUUUGUUGUGGAUCUCAACAGAGUCACAAAAUCAGGUUCCAUUCUUCACGGGUUGAUCAGGGACGACAAGCCUCUUGUUCAGCCUGCCCCUGCAGGGUCCUCCCUUCGCCGCAUCUAUGACAGACCAUCAACUAGCUGCAGCAAGCCACAGAGCAGGGUGAAGCACAACUCAGAGAGCGAGAGACGCAGUCCCAGCAGUGAAGAUGACCGGGAUGAGAAGGAAUCGAAGGCUGAAAUCCAGAACCCAGAGGACUACAAAGAGAUCUUCCAGCCCAAGAACUCCAUCUCUCGAACUCCUCCACGAAACAAUGAGCCCUUCCCAGCCCCUCCUGAGGACGAGCCUGCAGCUGUAAAGGAAGCAGCAAAGCCCAGCCAAACUGCGGAUGUCCAGACCCCAUUGCCAAAGCAGGAACACUCUGACCCAAUUCAGAGGCCGCCAAUUGCCUCCUCAACCCCUGUCACAAGAACGGAGCCAUCGGUGAUUCCUGCAGCAAGGAAUGAGCCCAUUGGCCUGAAGGCCUCUGACUUUCUACCAGCUGUGAAAAACCAAAGCCAGGCCGAGCUGGUGGAUGAGGAGGCCAUGUCCCAGAUCAGGAAGGGCCACGAGACCAUGUGCGUGGUGCUCACCAGCCGCCACAAGAACCUGGACACUGUGCGGGCUGUGUGGAGCACUGGUGACAUUAAGACCUCUGUAGACUCUGCUGUGGCCAUCAACGACCUCUCUGUUGUUGUCGACCUCUUGAAUAUCGUCAACCAGAAAGCGUCUCUCUGGAAGCUGGAUCUGUGCACUAUAGUCCUGCCACAGAUAGAAAAACUACUCCAAAGUAAAUAUGAAAGUUACGUACAGACUGGCUGCACGUCCUUAAAGCUCAUUCUGCAGCGAUUCCUGCCCCUGAUCACAGACAUCCUUGCUGCACCGCCCUCCGUCGGGGUGGACAUCACCAGAGAGGAAAGGCUCCAUAAAUGCAAGCUGUGCUACAAGCAGCUCAAAAACAUCAGCAACAUUGUGAAGAACAAGUCCGGGCUCAGCGGCCGCCACGGUAGUGCCUUCCGGGAGCUGCAUCUCCUCAUGGCUGUCUUGGAGUGACAAAUCUUCUCACAUGCAAACACACAGGUGGCCAAAUCCCCCCCCGUGCUCUUGGUCCAGCUGGAUUUCACCUGUCUUGCUGUGUAUCCAUCUUUUUCUCUGGCACGGUAGGGAACUGGAACCUGGCUGACCAUCUGGUCUCCUGCCCAACCCCAGUGCCUUAUGGGCUGGAUUAAAAACCUGAGUGGAGAUGUCUGCUGUGUGAGGGGUCCUGCCUGGCUGAGGGUGUUAAAAAGUCCUUGUAGGGAAGCUGCUUCAUUUCAGCUCUUCAUCUCAUCAUCAAUGGUUGCCCUGUCUCUGUGCUGGCCUUUCCCUGACGGGA
Tinamus guttatus (white-throated tinamou) is the source of this 2299-nucleotide messenger RNA. RefSeq names its product katanin regulatory subunit B1 (gene KATNB1). Gene Ontology annotation, biological process: microtubule severing; microtubule depolymerization. The record is from RefSeq and is a predicted model, not a curated record. NCBI's taxonomy places the organism in Eukaryota, Metazoa, Chordata, Aves, Tinamiformes, Tinamidae. Gene Ontology annotation, cellular component: katanin complex. Gene Ontology annotation, molecular function: microtubule binding.